AGACAGGAGUAGCGUAAGUGGCAAGGUCUAGAUCUAAGCAAACCAACAAUCUAAGAUCAUGGCAUAUUGCUAUGGAACAGCAGGAGAUGAUCACGACACACAGCUAGGUGACUUGUCCUUAUGUGAAUGGGAGCCAGAAAACCUUGAGAACUUCGAACCAAGCAGUGGUUUCUUCCUCGACGUGGACAUGGCACAAGAGAAAAUGGAACUAGACUUGGAGCUGCUGCCGAGUUCAGCUACCACAGAUGACAUGCUGAGAAGAUCCAACAGCGCCCCUUUGAUCAGUGGGCUUGGUGAUAACUCACAGGUGUUCCAGGCUGACACGUUAACAACUCCAAGAAAUAACACAACGUUUAUGGCACAACAUUGUCUGGAAGAAGGCAUGAAUUUAGUAACUAGAGAAGCAAUGCAUGAAUGGGAGGUACAAACCGCAAUACGGAUAAGUCGGUCUUGGGAAGAAAGUUUGAACCUGAGUGACAAUGAUUUAGAGAAACCAUCUUCAAAGCACAUCGAUUUAAUUCCAGUAUCCCCAGCAGCUCCUCCCACCAGGGGGAUUGGGAAGCAGUGUUUUCCUCCAUCGUUACAAACCCGUGUGAGUUGCACCACUUUGCCUCCAAGCCCUAUUCCUAGUCCUACGCAACAAUUUACAAUAAGAAGUCAAAACCCCACCAACAUUAUUAGACCAAGUAUCUGUGGACCAUUUAAAAGAAAAGGUGAAAUGACAUUUGAAGAUAAGCCAAAGAAACUUUUCCAAGGCACAACCAACAUGCUUUCUUCUGAUACUACUCAACAGUCUGAUAUGAAUGUGUGGGAGAAGAGCUGGCCUAGUCAGAUAUAGAAUCUUCCCAGUCUGCUCAAGGCAUUACCAAUCAAAUAGCCUCCGUCUGACACAUCAGAUUUGCAGAGUAAAAUAAAAGAAGGGCACGUUCAUUCUCUUCUUUACCCCCAAUGAAGAAAAGGAUAAGUUUCUUCUUAAGUUUGUAGUUCUAAUUCUCAACAGUUAUGGUGUUUGGGGGUGGGGAGGUGGGGGUAGGUUUCUCUCAAAAGAAAAAAUGGGAUAAAUGAAAGGUUUUGUAGGUCACUUAAAAGAAAUGCAGAGGGAUGCCUGGGUGGCUCAGUCGUUAAGCGUCUGCCUUCAGCUCAGGUCACGAUCCCGG
Callorhinus ursinus (northern fur seal) is the source of this 1157-nucleotide messenger RNA. RefSeq names its product P2R1A-PPP2R2A-interacting phosphatase regulator 1-like. Gene Ontology annotation, molecular function: protein serine/threonine phosphatase inhibitor activity. Lineage: Eukaryota; Metazoa; Chordata; Mammalia; Carnivora; Otariidae. Gene Ontology annotation, cellular component: nucleus; cytoplasm. The record is from RefSeq and is a predicted model, not a curated record. Gene Ontology annotation, biological process: mitotic G2/M transition checkpoint.